Messenger RNA from Annulohypoxylon maeteangense, 3186 nucleotides. RefSeq names its product heterokaryon incompatibility protein-domain-containing protein. The coding region runs from base 558 to 2981 and encodes 807 amino acids. The record is from RefSeq and is a predicted model, not a curated record. The transcript has 3 exons. NCBI's taxonomy places the organism in Eukaryota, Fungi, Ascomycota, Sordariomycetes, Xylariales, Hypoxylaceae.
AAUUUUUUCAAAAUUGACUGAAUACUUCGUUAGGGAGAAGUAGUCUGGAAGGCAAUGGCAGCUACGCCCUCAUUGUAACUUUGGAAAUAUCCUAGAAUCUUUUAUUGGGUUACAUCGUGACCUAUUCUCUCAUUUAUAUUGUCAAAUCCAGGUUAUUUGUUUCUCAUUUCCUAAGCUAGGGCAGCUGAAUAUGCCUUGCACCAGUUGAUGACUUAUCUAGCUGCCUAACAGUAGAUCCCCGUGAUACUGUGGUGGCGUGGUCUAGACAGGCCUCUUUUAGUCCCUCAGCCGCAGCCGAAAGAAUAGCGUGGGUUGAAUUAUAUAGUGAAGCUUAGCAACGUAGAUAGAAGACGCUAUAUAUACUAAGUACUUAAGGUGGCAUUCAUACCUAUGAUUUAUGAAUAAGACUUUAUGUUAAAUUGUGAUUGUAUAUGAUCUUUAAAUAUUCUGAGGGUUGAGUGACGGCAUGCCAUUCUACAGAUGUGAUGAACUCACCAACUCAAAUAAUUAAUAGGUAGGUAUUGGUAUAAUUCCUGCUUUCGAACCAACCGCUCAAAAUGGCGAUAACACGGCCCGAGCACUGGGCGAUGGAAUAUCUCGACUACAAGAUAGGCCAUGGGCUUUUUGAGAUCCGACCUGGUCACUCGCAACACCGAACAGAAUCUGAUGAAGACCGCCUCCAGGAAGAAGAAUGCGGUGUCUGUCACCGACCACGAGACGGCUGCUUCGAAGGGGUCGUUGGCGAUCUCAAAGAUGGAAUGGCUCGGGGGUGUCGACUCUGCGACGCUUUACAUCAGAUCAUCGUCGCAACCACACAAGAGCCACACCAGCUAUCCCAUCCAUUUCGACUAGAGAUCCGGAAGGGUAUGCCGGCAACACUGGAUAUCUGCGUAGCAACCGUAACAACAGGCGAGGUGUAUCAGCCGAUCUUUGCCAAGUACCAGAUCUUCUUCCAAGCUAAUGCAACCCGCCGUCCCCCAUCCCUCUCCGCCUUCAACAACAUCGGGUUCGGCUCCCCCGUCGCUAGCACCUCACGUUCAACGCAAUGCCUCUCCUUCGCCAAAGCAGCACUAAACCAAUGUCUCUCAAAACACAACUGCGGACAAUCCACCACCGACCCCAUCCUCCCAACCCGAGUCCUCGACCUCGGCCCCCCCUCAUCAACCACCAUCUCCCUCAAACUCCUCGAGCCCACCCCCGGCACCCGCGCCCGCUACGCAGCCCUAAGCCACUGCUGGGGUCCCCACGCCAAGCGUCUAGAAACCAAACUCGCCACCCUCUCCUCCCUGAAAUCCAACAUCCCAUGGACGGAUCUACCCCCCACAUUCCAGGACGCCGUAACCACGACCCGGUUCCUAGGGCUGCGUUACGUGUGGAUCGACAGCCUAUGCAUCAUCCAAGACAGCCCCGCGGACUGGGACAUCGAGUCAUCGCGCAUGGCAUCCGUGUACCGCGACGCCAGCGUCACCAUCGCCGCCGUCUCGUCCAGCUCGUCCGACGAGUCCUUCCUCAAGCCGCGCAACGCAAUCUUCCAAGCGCGGCUUCUACCCCUUAUGCUCUCGCGCGCUGACCGCGCUCUCCCAGCCGAAGAACUCGGGCUCGUGGUGCCGGGCACAUCGCCGUUCUACGCGUUGGGUGUUAGGCCGCUUGCUGUGCAUAACAUGGAUGGUCCGUUAAGUGAACGCGCGUGGACUUUUCAGGAGGAGAAGCUGUCGAGUCGGAUUUUGAGGUUCGGGGAUGCGGAGCUGAGUUUUGAGUGUAGGAGGGGUGUCGCGUGCGAGUGCGAUAUGUAUGGUGCUGAGUACGAUAAUUCGACUGAGGCGCCGAGUGGGCCGCCGCUGCAUGGGUUGGCUGCUCUGAAUCUUGCGAGCGAGACUGCAGGUUCAGGGGAAGAGGGCGCGGAGGGUGAAGGUCAAGAAAGGAGGGUUGGACGGCUGCCGCCGCAGUUGGACCCCUUUCUCGCGUGGCAAGAUCGCGUUACGGAGUACUCGAAGCGUAAGUUGACGUUCGCUUCGGACAAGCUGCCGGCUUUGGCUGGUCUGGCUACAAUCUGCCAUGCGAUCACGCAGUCCGAGUACGUGGCCGGUCUAUGGCGAGACCACUUCGUUCUCGACCUCCUCUGGCACCCCGCUGGCCCUAGAAAUUUGGCCCCGGAACCCGAAAACCCCUUCCGCAACCCAGCCACCGCGUCCUGGAAACCCGGUCUAUCCAUCCCCUCCGACAAGCUCCCCAGCUCAGAAAACCUGUCAUCCUGCUACCUCAAAAGACAGCGCACUGCCGCCGCACACGCUAGUCUCCUAGCCAUGGACAUCCCCUCAGACUUCGGCACCCCCUCUCCAUCCAAACCCAGCGCCGAGAGCCCAACCACCGGCUUCGUAGAAGCCUACCGCGCGCCCACAUUCUCCUGGGCAUCUAUCAGUAGUUCUAUCGCCUUCUACCCCGUCUCCAACCCCCAAACCAUCGAAAUCGAAACCACACUCCAAGAAGCCCACACCACCCUCACCGGCAUCAACCCCUUCGGCCGGAUAUCCGACAGCCACGUCGUACUCCGGGGACCGCUCCUCCAAGCACGAAUCUCAACGCGUCCGCUGCGGCGCAACUACGGGUCCUAUAUCCUGAAACACAACAACAGUAUUGUCGGGUUUAAAGCCGAUUUACCAUUAACCCUAUCACCGCCCCCAUCCCCCUCCCCCUCCCCAAGCUCCGAAACAGAACCUAUAGUCACACGAGCAACAGCAACCUCGCCCCCACAUACCCGAUUCAAGGACAUGUGCGUAUGGUGUAUGAGUCUCUUCCACGCGAAAGACGGGUCAGUGCGGGAGGUUCUGGUUUUAGGGCGUUCGGCGCGGGUUGAGGGAGCGUACGAGAGGUUAGGGUUGGUCGAUGCUUCGGCGCCUGGGACGGUUCGGUGUUUAAAUCGGUGGUUCGAGGACGAGGGAGAUGGGACUGCUGCGGUGGUGAGUGAGGUUAGAUGCGUGUGAAGCCAGUUAUCCGCGCAGAAUAACCUUGGAAGACGCGAUUUGUGCGAGUGGCGCUUCGCUUAUCCCCGGUUUGUUAGGGUAAGUGUGAAAAGCAAGAAGGGGGGAGAUGGUAAUGACGCAUAUCAAAAAUGACAGAUUACAAAGUGGCGCAAUAUGCGUUCGCUUUGCUGCAGAACAGGAAUCAAGCUUUCAGAUUCAGUAUAUG